GAGUUUAGGGUUUUUGGGUUUAGGGCUUGUGGAGGAGAAGAGAAGAAGAGGCGGCAAUGGCGCAGCUGGAUGACAGCACGAAUCGGCUCUACAGGAUCCGGCGGACGAUCAUGCAGAUGCUGCGCGACAGGGACUACCUGGUGGCCGAUUACGAGGUAUCGCUCACCAAGGAGCAAUUCAGGGACAAAUUUGGGGACGAGCCCAAGCGCGACGAUCUUGUCAUCAGCAAGGCCAAGCGCUCAGACCAGUCGGACCAGAUCUUCGUCUUCUUCCCGGAGGAGCCCAAGGUGGGGGUGAAGACGAUCAAGACGUACGCCGAGCGCAUGAAAUCGGAGCUCGUGUUUCGCGCGAUCAUGGUCGUCCAGACGAGUCUCACGCCAUUUGCAAAGCAGUGCCUGUCGGAGAUGGCUCCAAAGUACCAGAUCGAGGUGUUCCAGGAAGCGGAGCUACUGGUGAACAUCAAAGAGCACACUUUAGUGCCCGAGCACCAGGUUCUCUCUGCGGAAGAGAAGAAAACUCUGCUCGAGCGUUACACUGUCAAGGAAAGCCAGCUUCCUCGUAUGCAGGAUCGCGAUCCAGUGGCUCGAUACUACGGUCUCAAGCACGGCCAAGUCGUGAAGAUCAUCCGGCCGAGUGAGACUGCCGGACGAUACGUGACUUAUCGCUACGUUGUUUGAAGCAAGAGUAAGAGUGGUCUGGUCUUUUAACAUUGAUGGCCUUCUGCUGUGCUAGAAACAAAGGAGUAUAGAAUGAGAGAAGCUACGAACUAAGAAAGCUAGGGUCAUCGAAAGGAUCCAUGUACUUUGGGAACGAUCGCUCGCUUCA
This is a messenger RNA of Selaginella moellendorffii, 825 nucleotides long. Its product is annotated as DNA-directed RNA polymerases II and IV subunit 5A. Lineage: Eukaryota; Viridiplantae; Streptophyta; Lycopodiopsida; Selaginellales; Selaginellaceae. Gene Ontology annotation, cellular component: RNA polymerase III complex; RNA polymerase I complex; RNA polymerase II, core complex. The record is from RefSeq and is a predicted model, not a curated record. Gene Ontology annotation, molecular function: DNA binding; DNA-directed RNA polymerase activity. The transcript has 3 exons. Bases 57 to 677 code for a protein of 206 amino acids. Gene Ontology annotation, biological process: DNA-templated transcription.